CGGAAAGGUUCGAUCUGCGCGUGCGCGAGGGGGCGAGGCUGUCCUGGGUCAGAGUUCCCAGUUGGAGAUCUGCCGCCGCUGCUGCGCCCAAGGGUCAGUAUCUGCCAGGUUGAGAAGCGAAGCUAAGAGUUGGGGCGAUGGCGAAGGUGAAUGCUAGCGGCGACAGCAAGCCUGGAAAGGAGCCGUGGCGGGGUUGCUAUUAUACCCUCGAAGAGAUCCAGAAGCACAAUCACAGCCAAAGCACCUGGAUCAUCCUGCACCACCGUGUGUAUGACCUCACAAAGUUUCUGGAGGAGGCAAGUAUAAGGGGCUGGAAAGGUGGGGCUGCUGAGCUUGCAGGCGAUUUCAGUCCUGUCGAAGAGGCGAUGGGGGCUGGAGUAGUUCUGCACGAUCAUGCACGCUGGCAACUUGCUCUCAGCGAAAAGCUCCUCCUCUGGGUGUUUUGAGACGAGGGAUAGACAGAUAGAUGGGGACCGUUCAGAGAGCAAGGAGGUGCUUCCGUUAAAGUGCUUCCUCGUAGGCGUUUUGUUAUUUUUGCUGUUCGUCGAAGUGACUUUCUGAUCCUGUAGUGCUUUUGAAGAUGAGAAAGUUCAGCUCACAUACAACAUAUUCCAUCUGUAUCGUUUGUUGCAAAGUAAUAUUUUAUUGUAUAACAACACAAUUUUGUAAGAGGCACUAUCAUUGUGGGAUGAGCUAGAUGGAACUGGAAUAGCUUGGAAAAGCAAGGUUGCCAAAUUUAUGGCAAGCUUUGCAAUGAAACUGUUGUAACCAGAUGCUUACAGGCCAUUUCUUGCAAGCAAUAUGACACGGUUCAUCCAUCAGUUGUUCAAGUAUAAAGGGUUGAGUAAUGUCAUCUUUGUACUGAUUAGCUGAUUAGAAACAGCCCACGUUCACUUCACUUUCUCCUUUAUUCAUCAAGGAGCUGAACUAUUGUAUAUUCUAAGAUGCUGUAUUUAGAACUUGUGUAUCUGUACAGUGCUAUUUCUGAAAUCCAUAACGCUCCUGCUCCCCUAAGGUGGGGAGAAUCCAAAUGCAGACAAUGCAUUUGUCCUUCUGUUUCCGGGCUGUUAACAUUUCCCCCCAACUUUUCCUAUAUUUUCCUUCCCACUAGAAAUAAUGGGAGAGAGAAAGUGAGCUACACUCCUGAGCACAUAUAAAUUUUGCACAGAUUUGGGGGAACCCCAGUGGUUUUGGAUCUUUUAGCCAGUAGAACCCUUCAGGGUAUUGUGGGGGCAGAGAGAGGUGGGCACAAGAUCUGCUGUAUCUUGAGCCUGUCUUCCCAUGACGUGACAGCAGUGGGCCCAAUCUGGGCCUCUUCACUACACCAGUCUUGAUAACUGGCACAGCAAGGGGCCCGACAUCCGCUCUGACUGGUGCAACCGCCAGGGCUGCAGAUGUGUCUGCCAUCCCAUUAAGUCCUGCUGCUGCUGCCCAGUGGUUUGCAUUGCCUUCUUAGAAAGAAGUAUGGUUGGAUGACUAGCCAGAAGUUGUCACUUGUGGAAUGUUACCAUAUCACAGGGUGGGUUGUUUCUCCAAAGGAGGAAAAGAUCAUGUUGCAUCAACGUGGGAAUUGAAUUGGAAUCCCUUUGCUAGUGCUGUCUCCACUUUUUCACUUUCCUAGCAUAGUUAUGUUAAGCAAAGGAUUCAUGUUGAGGGCUGCAGUGAAGGAUUGUGUCAAGAGUAUCUGCAGCACUGCAGUCCUGCACAUCUUGGGUGGGUUUUAAAUAGCAAGGAGGUACAGCUAUGUACCUUGGUCCAUUCAUCAAACAUACAGCACCGUUGCAUUGAUAUACACCAGGGGUCACCAACUUUUGGGCCUUCAGAUGUUGCUGAACAGCAGCUCUGAUCAUCCUUGGCUGUUGUCUAGGCUGGUUGGAGCUGCUGGGAAUUGGAGCCCAAUAACAUCUGAAGGGCCACAAGUUAGCCACCCUUGACAGAGACCUGCUUACUAGUUGUAGCUAGGGAAGAUGUUAAGGUUCAUGCCAUACAACUAUUACAGCCCAAAAAAUGACUGCGAGUCAGGGGAUUGGGGAGCUCUUAAGGAAGCUUAGGAUCUUUCAGUUGUCACUGUUGAUUUAAAUUUAAUUCUAUAAAUAACUGAGCUGCUGUGUGUCAUCUGCUGACUGUAUUUCUUGGUACACCCAUGUGCACUGAUAAGAAUAUGGUUUAAACCUUCUAGCAAACUUUUUGCUAAUUUCCGAUCUUGUUCUCUGACAGCAAUAUCUUGGUUUCAAUAUUGCAUGAAAGCCACCGGUGGCUCUUUCGCCUGUGAAAUUGAUUUUAUGUAGCCAUUUAUUUCAUCAGCUUAUUCUGAUUGAAGAUAGUAUGCUAUGAAGACACUUUCUCCUUUUUAGAUAUAUUCUCACAAUACUUACUUCAAUCACAAAAAAGGAAAAAAGUUGUUUCAAGAAUAUUUUUUUUUGCCACAGAUAAACAUAAUUGCAUCCCUCAGACAUUGUGUGCUAAACAUGAGGAAGCUUUUCAGGUUUGGGAAAACUGUAGCAAACUUCCUUUAUAGUCUAAAUUGUUUACAGUAGUAGGUAAACUAUUGGGACCUGUAACAAAAUACUGCAUUGUUUCUUCACAUUCUGACUGGCAUGCUCCUGUUCAGGGUCUCAGCCUGUUCCAGUUCUACCCUUCUCCAGAGCAUUAUAGGCCAAAGGUCCCCAACAUGGCACCCAUGGGCACCAUAGAUGGAUCUGCCAGGGCCCACUGCCCCUUCCAGUUUUUUAAUUGUUAAGAAAAACAAGGGGUUUUGACUUCUCUUUCGUUACAUAAUGUGGGGUUCCUUGUUUGGGGUUGUAUUUUAUGUUUUGGGGUGCAUAGGUAUUUUGUCUUACGGAGGGGAUUCCAAUACCCAUUUUUCUUCAGUGAAAUGCGUAUUUUGUGGUGCCCAUAACAGUUUCUUACAUUUGAAAAUGUGUCCCAAUGCUCAAAAUGUUGGGCUCUUCAAUGCAAGAUCCCCAUUCAUUCCUUCGCACCUGCUGUUAUCAAUUUUAUUUUACAGCUGGCAGUCAACAUUGUGUGUUUACUGACUGAGCUUAUUCUCCAUUUAGCAUUCUUAGUUUUUUUUAACAUAGUUUUUAAAAAUGAAGGGUGAAAACUAUUUGGUGUGCUUCUGCCCCCUAAGCAUGCUGGCACCUCCUUCUUGUUUCUCAUUGGGGCCCUUUUGAGUCCAUUGCUCUCAGUGCUCACCACUGAAAUGUGCUGUGGAAUGAUAGUCUAGUUGGGUAGUUGUCCCAAGGCAUCUGAUAGGCAUGUGAGAGCUCCUGUUUUAGUGGGGGGAAUACUGUUUCAAGUCUCAAAUGUAAAUGAGGACAAACUUGUUUGCUCACCCUUUCACCUACCAGGUUGCAAUACCAGGAACUCUUCUGACCCCUGUGAUCAAUAAGCCAUCAGCACCAAUAAUUACAAAAUGAGCACCCUUUGGCAAGAACCUAAUCUUGACUAUUUAUGUUUCAUAUUUGAGUUGAAACUGACCACAUUUUGUUUUAAUGUCUCUAUACUGACAGAAGGGUUGAAGAGUGAAAGGUUGAAUUUUUGAAGAAGGAAAUCUGGGAGCUGCCCCCACCGCCAUUAAAACUUAUAGUUAAAUAUGUGGAUAAACUUUUUUCUCUAUCAUAACUAAGCACAUAAAAUAAUAGGAGAGCAAGAGUCUUAAAAAAGAAACUAAAAUGGCCAGACCACGCCCCAACCCUUCUCAAAUUAGCUAUAUUUAAAAGGUAGUGAUAUUAACAAAUCUUUUCCAAGGAUGUUCCCUGGUUAGCCUGUUGUGUAACUUCAGUACCAACACUAGGCACCUGCAGAUUUAAUAUUGUUAAUUGGUCACUGAUAACUGGCAGCAUCCAGAACAAGCCUCCCACCUCAUUUUUGGGAAUGAACAGGAUUUAGGGUGUGCUGGGUACAGAUAAUCUGCAUUUAAUAGGUAUUGUCUUAAUCUGCCUUUCUCCCUUCAAUUCUACAUGUAUUGCAGGAACUCAUAGUGCUCUCUUCUGAGUUUGAACUAACUGUAGCACGUGGUUAUGUUCAGGUUCUUUGUGCUUUUUAUGCACUGUGGUCUGAUUUACAUGCAAACUUUGGGGGGGGGUGAUACUGGAUGGGUUGCCCUCCUUUUGAGCAAGGGUUUGGCCUAGAUGGCUGUGAAAGUGUUCCUAGAUCUAGGAUCCCAUAACUCUAUAUAGAGAGUUUGAUGACAUUGUAUCUGUACACUUGCUUAAAAAUAAAUAUUACAUUUUGCCUUUACAGGGUGGGGAAGAUAGGAAGCUGCCUUACACUGAGCAUUAGUCCAUUGAAGUCUUGAUUGUCCUCACUGAGUGGCAGUGAUUUAAUUUGGGAGCUUCUUCGUGCAAAGCAGAUGCUCUACCACUGAGCUUCUGCCAUUCCCCAAUAUCAUUCCGCCAUGGGAUUGGUUUUCUUUUGUUGGAUUUAACUGAUACGCCACUCUCAAACAGUUCCUACAAAAACUGGUUCUCCCAGAAGCUUAUUUGAGGUUCUUCAUUGAGAAAAUAGGCAUUGGAAGACAACUUGCUUCAGAAAGAACAGUUCCAAAUGACUAAUCUUGGUCUGCAUUGUGUAACCGCAGAUGAAUGCUUUGUUUUAGGGUGCAUCUAGUUUGCAUGGGACAGCAACUAUGCAUGGUAAGCAAAGGCUUCAGACCUGUGUAAACUGAGACUGUAUAGAGUUUCCCACGCUAAAGUAGACUUCCAGACUAAUCAAUAUGGAACACAAAGCUUCUUGAUAGUAUGAACUUUGAAAACCAUUGGAGCAAGCAUUUUUAUUUCAGCUUGCAUGCAGAAUUCAUUUUUAAUGAUGACAUCUAACAGAAUGCUUUAGAUCUGUGCAGCUGCAGAGGAAGCCGCUCGGGCGCCUGAGGUGGCGUGCCCAGGGUCGGGGCGAGUCACCCAUAGGGGCAGGGUGCACCGCAGGGCCUCCAGAGUCUGCCUUCCUCCUCCCACUCAGCUGCCCUACAGCUGGGAGCGGGGAGACAGCGGGCGGACCGUGUGGGCAGUGUGGAGUCUCUGUGCGCCCAAGCUCCUAUGGGUGCAUCUCUCCCAGACACAUGGCUCGGUUGCUCUGCAGGCCCCGCGGUGAGUGCUGCCCAUCAUUUUGUCACCCCCCUCAGUGGUGACACCGGGGGUGGGUUGCACCCACCACACACCCCUUCCUCCGCUCCUGGAUCUGUGUGUCCUGGCUUCCAGUUGCUCAAGAACAAAGACAGGAGGAAGAGUUAUUUUGAAAGGCUUUAAUGCUUAGAUUACUGCAAUACAUAUGCAAAUUGCUGCCUUAAGGCACUUCAGGCAAUACACAUUGUUAAUCCUAAAGAGAGCUACAGUGGUACCUCAGGUUACAUACACUUCAGGUUACAUACGCUUCAGGUUACAGACUCCGCUAACCCAGAAAUAUUACCUCGGGUUAAGAACUUCGCUUCAGGAUAAGAACAGAAAUCGUGCUCCGGUGGCGCGGCAGCAGCAGGAGGCCCCAUUGCUAAAGUGGUGCCUCAGGUUAAGAACAGUUUCAGGUUAAGUACGGACCUCCGGAACGAAUUAAGUACUUAACCUGAGGUACCACUGUACAAGAAAGGUAGGUGCUGUUACUGGCAAAGCUUUGUUAGUUGCUCCACCACUGUCACUGUUACACCCCUUUGCUAUCCUGUAUAUAGGAAUGGGGUGGACUCCUCUGAAGGCUGUAAGUGUUUAUGCAGCCUUUAUCCAUGCCUGGUAGGUGGAACCCUUUGUUCCCUUCUCUUUUGAUUGCUCCUUUACUUAGGUGAUGGGGGAGGUGCCUCUGCCUCCUGAGAGGUGGUCAGGACUCCUGAAACAUCCCCCUCUGGGCAGAUAGAGCCACUCCCAGUAUCUGACAGCUCUGGAGUGAGUGCACCACAGAGAGGCUCUGUCAAGCUAGGAAAAGGAGGCAGGGACAGAGAGGGAGGCAGAAUUCACGGCUUGGGGACGGAGAAGACGUGAGAAGAUUGAGGAAGCUGCCAACCCCCCCCCCCAUCCUCACUAGCAGACUCUUCGGCAUCUGGCAGAGGCUUCCACAUCCCGCUGGAGCCUUUUCCUGGGUCCUUGGCCAAUCCUCCACCUGAUUCAGACAGCCCAUUACACUGUAUUUCAGCAACGUAAGAUCUUCAUUUGUGAUGUAAGGAACAUAUUUAUAUUUCACAAAGAAAGUGAACAAGCUGAGACAGGCAGGUUCAACUUGAGCAAAGUUUGAAACUGAAAUUACCCUGAUGUCACACGGCUGGUUGCUACAUUUGAAAGGCAGCUCUCAGUUCAUACUCAAACAACUCUAGAAGUCCGUGCAGGCUGCAGUCAAGACUUGCAAACUGUGCAAGUGCUUCAUGGUUCCUCCUAUUAAUGUGUCUUUUUUAUUUAUUUAAGGUACCCACUUUACUGCUGUCGCACUUUACAAAUUUGGUCUUUGACCUGGGUAUGACUUACAAGACCACUCCCAAUUCUUGUGGGAAGUGUAAACCCAUUGGAUGUACAUUAGCACUCUUGGAUAAACCCAGAAAAUUUUACACAGAAAGCAAAUAAAAAGAAAUUAGGUUGUCAUUAAAGCCUGUGAAAGUCAGCUGGUGUCUAUUAUGCUCAUGGAAAAACUUUUGGGGAACUAUUCUGCUUUUGGGUAACAGGAGCAGGGAACUGUGAUCUCUGCUCUGACAUAUGAACUUGUAGGCUAAAAUCUAACAUUUAAAAACGACUGCUACAGCAGUGUUGUAAAGUAUGAGUGCUGGCUUGCAGACUUUGUUCACCAUCAUUGCAUUUUUUUUUUGCAGUUGUUGCUCUCAUAAAAGGUACUUGUGUAUAUGCAGCCAGGAUUUUAAGAGCUAUGUAUCAGACUUUUCCCUCUCCUCACAAGUUUAAUGCGUUAAAAGGUAGUUUGUAUGUUUUAGGAGAAGAGUAUCUAGUAUGCUUUGAAAAAAGAAAGAGAAGGAAAAACUGUUUGUGUAGUAACAUGACUUUGCCAAAGUCACUCGUUUAUUUGUUACACUUACACCCUUGAUAUUUUAGUUGUAUACUGUGGUACCUUGGUUCUUGACGUUAAUCCAUUCCGCGAGUCUGUUCAACUCCCGAAACCAUUCGAAAACCAAGGUGCAGCUUCCGAUUGGCUGCAGGAGCUUCCUGCACUCAAGCGGAAGCCGCAUCGAAUGUUCAGCUUCCAAAAAACGUUCGCAAACCAGAACACUUACUUCCCAGUUUGCAGUGUUCGGGAGCCUAUUUGUUCGACAACUAAGCUGUUUGAGAACCAAGGUAUCACUGUACUUAAGAUAUUUUACAAUCUUUUAUUUGUGAAUUGUCCCACGUACACAGCUACUUUUUGAAUAAUUUGUAUUAGGCAACCACAAUAAUUAGGAUGGCUAACCUGUGGCCUUCAAAAGGUUGCCUACAACCCCCUUCAUCCCCGAUGAUUGACCAUGCUGGCUGGGCCCAAAGGGAGUUGUAGUCCACAACUGCUGGAGGGCACCAAGUUGGCUACCUGUGCCCUAGAGGCUGCUUCUGCUUGGGUUUAAAAUGUGUAGAAUGGUGGUAUUUUUGAGAACAUGUUAUUCGUGUGUCAAGGGAGUGUCUUUGAGCUGCUAUUUCCUUCAUCUGCUUUUUCCACUGUUGCUUCCAGUGGUGCUAUUGUCUAGUGUGGAAUGAAGUGAACAGAGCUUACAUUUGUGUUAAUUGCUGAAAGAAGCCAUUUAUCAUCCAAACAGAAAUAAGUUUCUUAUCUUUCCAUGUAUAUCUAGUGAAUACUUUGAAUUCCAAGGUGUAGCAGGUAUGUGAAUAUUUUGAAGAGAUAAGAAACCAAAACAUUGUUUCUACACCUGGAAAGAUUUACACGUACAGUGGUACCUCGGGUUAAGUACUUAAUUCGUUCCGGAGGUCCGUUCUUAACCUGAAACUGUUCUUAACCUGAAGCACCACUUUAGCUAAUGGGGCCUCCUGCUGCUGCUGCGCCGCCGGAGCACGAUUUCUGUUGUCAUCCUGAAGCAAAGUUCUUAACCCGAGGUACUAUUUCUGGUUUAGCGGAGUCUGUAACCUGAAGCGUAUGUAACCUGAAGCGUAUGUAACCCGAGGUACCACUGUACAAGAGUCUGGUGGGGUGUUUUUGCUUUUGUUUUGCUUUUACUUCACUGCUUUUUCUCCAUGGGAAAUAUGUAGCUAUUCUGCAGGUUAUCUACAAUAUAUGUAAUCUUUAUCAGUACAAAUCAUCUAAGGAGACACAGGUCUAAACCUUAGUACAGUUCUUUGUACUAAGGAAUGUUGGGGUCUUGGUUUGUGACUUUGAGAUCUUCUCUCAGUUCAGAAGAACAUGGCCACUGGAUCAGGCCUAUGGGCCACAUAUUCAGGCAUUCGGUUCUUACAAUGGCCAGCCAGUAGCAUUUGACAGCACAGUAUAUUUUUACAUCUUUACUUGUGGACUGACCUAAAGAUUACUCAGGUGAAUGCGUCUUGUGCUGUCAAAGGGAAAACUGUUUUAAAUCUGACCAUAUUUCUCCUUUUCAGUAUUUUUAAUAUUGCUCUGUGCCUUACAAUUCAGAACAGGAAGCUUUCUCUCUUCAGUUCCUUCUCCAUUAAAAAAUGGGUAACUUCAUGAAAUGACAUUUCAUGGCAGCUAUUCACCUUUUUUUCAGUAUAGAUGUGCUAAUAGGAGUUUGGGCUCAUCAUCUCUGAAGAGUUGUGUAAGUUACACUUUGUUGUUCAACCUGUUUUCUGGAUUCAGUUUGCUGAAUGCUCUGUAAAUCCCACAGCAAUCAGCUGCAGCGUCGUUCAAGACCUUUGCUCUACUCCUUUGCUUGGAUAGUUAUCAGUACUGAUUCAAGGGCAGGAUUUUGUCAGUCAUAUUUGCACGUUCGCUUUGACUUGCAUAAUCUCUCUCCAGCAUGCACUUCCUUAACCUUUUGGGGAUUGACGGCCACAUGUAAUCUUUGCUCUACACACUUGUGCAACUUUUUGCCCCAUUUUGCUUAGUCACUGUGCAUAAGCACUGUGCACUUUCUUCACCCAAUUAUUUUUUUUAUGCAAAGAAACUUGGAAACUUUUACAAGUUUAUCACUUUUAGGCAACAAAUAAUACCUACGCGUGUGUUUUUAGAAUGUUGCCAGGGCAUCUCUAGACAGGAGUGGUUUCUUUUGAAUGGUUUGAUAUGGGGAAAUUGAGAAAGUUGCCUACAUAUGUGCCUACAUACUUGCCUACAUACUGCCUUGCAUAUGUGCUUUCUUUCCCAUUCCUCUCGAAGUCCUGAAAUGACAAGACUAGGAAAUGUGGUUUUGUUUUGUUAGUGUUUUCAACUUCUCUUUGAUUUAAGAGCUGCAGUGUCGGUUAUGUGUGAAAUUAAUUCUGGAAUAAGAUCUUGGCUAAACAAGUGCUUCAAAAGCCUGACUCGUAUGAAGUGCUCUCAGGGUUAAAAACAUCUUUAUUUUUAUAUAAUGAAUGUUAUAGUACUUAGGUGGAGCAGCAUUUACAGGAUCAUAUAACGUGGAUUAAGAACUUCACUCAUCCCCUUUUAUGCAAUAAGAAUAAGUUAAACACAGGCAGAUUGGACUUCUGCACUGGCAGAGGGCCCACUGCCAGUGGGGGAGGCUGGGUCAAACUUCACCGUGGGAGUGCCAGAGAGAAAGAGAGUGCAUAUUUAUUUAAUGGUGUGUUUUUUAAACCCUGCCUUUUAGGAAAGCUUUCUCCUACACAUGGCUCUUUGUGUGUGUGUGUGUGUGUGUGUGUGUGCGCGCGCACACACACACACACACACACACAAAACAUUCACAACCACAGCACAAUCAAUCAACAACAAUCAUCACUAGGUAAGUUAAUUUUAAGAUAUUUAAAACAUAACAGCCUGAUAAAACCAUAAAAUGACAGAGUAGCACUACAGAAACUGCAGCAUGAUUUUUUAAAUUCCUCAGAUUAUGAAAAUGCAGUUACAAAUCAGUUUUAAUGCCCACAGAAGCACCUGCACACUUGGGGCCUGCCUGUUCCCAACUGGAAUGGAGUUACACAAAUAUGGUGGCUUGCCAGCCUAAUUGGUUUGGUUUUACUGACAAGCAUGCUGCUGGCAGUAGGGCUGUGGAAACUCUUCUUAAAGUGCCAUUAGACUGAUAUGGGCGAAAGUGAGGCUUCAAGGUAGCCAGUCCCAACCUGUGUUUCAAAGGAACAAGACACAUCUUUGGGGGACUUGAUCAGAAGCUGCUGCAAAUAUUGCAGUUGUAAGACAUAAACCAGCCAACAAUUUAAAAUACAUUUUUAUGAAGGACAGUAUAAAGCUGGAUGAUUGAACUUUGUUUUAAUCACAAGCACAAAUAUAUUCUAGUGGUAUUUUCCUUGUGUUUACAAUAUGUUUGUGUCUACAAUAUCUACAAUACUGAUGGUAGUUGCUGGGCAAAAUAGUGUUCUUCUGUGUGCUCAACUUUUCCAAAAAACAAGAACCAUAUGCACACUUGUUAUGCAUCUAAUAUUAGAAUUUAGGGCCAUUCAUUGAUAGUGAUUGGCAGCCAGUUUGGCUUAGAAGUGUACUUUCAGCGGCUCAGGUCAACAUUUUGUGCAUCUAAUGAAGUGGACAAUGCAUGAAGACUCAUGCCAUAAUACAUUUGUUAGUUUUUAAGGUACUACCAGAUUCCUUUUUGAGCAUGCAAUCUGUCGCAGUUCCAUUUGUGAAAUUGACAGCUUUAAGAUGUACUGAUACCUAUUGGGACAGAAAGCUUUAAAAAACUAUUUGUAAAGUUCAUGGAUACUUAUUCAUAUGUUGUUUUCUUACAGCACCCAGGUGGUGAAGAGGUUCUAAGGGAACAAGCGGGAGGAGAUGCUACAGAAAGUUUUGAAGACGUUGGCCAUUCCACAGAUGCCAGAACAUUGUCGGAUACAUUCAUUAUAGGAGAACUUCAUCCAGUAAGUGCACUUUCCAUGUACAGAAUGUGUGCUUUCUUUUACCUGUAUAUUUCUCCAUAUUUUUAAAACCUUAAUGAACAUAUCAAAUUGGAUGCUGCGAUGCAGUGUUCUGUGUCAAGUUGUAACUUUGUAAUUUGAGAUUAAAAAUGUUUGUGCAGUAAAGCAGGUUAUCAGCACCUCCUCCCAUCAGUUGAUGACUUUUUUCAGUGUAUAGUUUAUUAGUGCUUCUCUGCAAGUUCUAAGCUAUUUUUUAGGUUUUAAGUUUUUUGUUUUAAAAUAGUUGGUUCCUGUGUUCAGGAUGGAUUGGGAAAGUGAGAAAUAAAUAACAGUUAAGAAGCAAAAUAAAUAAAUAAGUAAAACAGCAAUAAAUUGGCAGCGGCAGUAGAAGUUUAAAACCAAGCUUGUGAUUUAGAAGAGACUGAUAUGAACACACAUUUGCUGCACUGCAAGACAUUUGAAUCCAGGGCAACAAAUGUAUGCCCUUCAGCAACACUUAAUGUUAUAUCUGAACCAAUUACUCUUUGCUAAGAUCCCACCAAUGCAGUUCCCAUAGCUAACCACGGGACUUAUCCUGAUGGCUAUUAAUUAAAUUCUAGCACUAACUGAAACAGUCUUCAGUUUCCAAAAUUCUCUGCACAUCACAGAACUUCCCAGUGUGUGUGUGUGUGUGUGUGUGUGUAUGCAUAUGCAUGCAUGCACACACAAAGGUGCUGUCUCUUUUGGUUGGGUAAAGGACAAACGCUACCCAAGCCCUCUGACACUUAACAGAGGACCUAGGAAAUGAUCGGGAUCAUUUAUGCGUUUUGUGCAGAGAAUUAGUAGUGUUGCCAAGCUAUUUAUGCCAGGUAUGUCUGCAUGGCACUUCCUGCAUUCUUUCCUUUCAUCAUAUUUAGUAGGAUACACAGCGGUAUAGGGUUUUGAGGUUACGUCUCUAAAUCAAGCCCCUUCAUGCUGUUACCAAACUAAAGUUUAGACUGGUGCGUUUGAUAUUUCUGGAGCUGGUACAUGAAGAAAUUUGCUUCUGUUUAGCAUGUGAUAAACUACUGUAAUGGGUGUUCAAAGUGCACUGAUACUUGCUGUGUUCCAUGCAAAAGUACCUUCAUGACUUUAGUACUGGAAUCAAGAAGCAGUUACAAAGUCCGCUUUUUCAAAAGAGCCAAACGGUUCCUCCUGUUUCAUAACACCCCUGUGUCUAAAAGGCAUUAGAAGCUUUGUAGAAAACUGAUCUUGGCAUCAAAACAUUGCUGCAAGAUUUAUUUUUAAUAAUUUUGUUUCCUUUGCUUUUUUAAAAGUCUUCCACCCACACUUAACUGUUCGGUUAUGCUAAAAGAUCCGUUAUGCUGGAGGACUUGAAAGUAGCUCGUGUGCUACCAGGGAGCAUCUAAUCAAGCUACAGUAAUGUUUAUCUCAUGAGGAGAUAAUGUGGAGCAACUUUUCUGGAGGCAAACUCAAAAUAAGUUUGGUAGAAUAGACUUGGAUAAGGAAGCAUGUUGAAAAUUAUCAGCAAAUACUACAAAGAAGAUAGGUUGCGAAAUGCUUUUAGAAUGUAUGUGUAUCCAUAUAUUCACUAAUCAACAGGGUGAAAUUUACUGUACUAGUUUUACAUGUAUAAAUAACUUUUGGUAUUUGGGGGCAUUCUACAUUGUGUUGCUUAUCACUGUUUUUGUGUUGCAGGAUGACUGGAAAAAAGUUCAGAAACCAACGGUAAGCAUUCCACUUUAAAGCCAUCCCACCAUGUUAAUGUUUGGCAGCAGUGAUCUGUGUUACGUGCAGUGCUGGCAGGGACUUUAACUAAUGUUAAACAUCUGCUGCUCCUUCCUGUAUCAGCUUGGGAAGAACAGCAAGCAGGGUGCUGUUGCUCUUGUGUCCUGCUUGUGGGAUUCCCAGCAGCAUCUACUGUGCCAUAGUGGGAAAUAUGAGACUGGACUUUAUGCGAGGGUGGUCUUAUGUUUAUGGGGAACAGGUCUACAAAAUCUUAAGCAUGCUAAGUGCCCUAGAACCAGCUGAUGUAAGGCUUUACACAGUGUGCACUAAGAAGGUUCUGCAGCCAUUCUCAUAUGAUUGUGCAAAAGGCUAUGCACUAGUAGAAGUCUUUGCACAAGUGGAAGUGGAAGAACAUCUGAUUUCACUCUCCUCAAGCAACAUUCUAGCACAAGGCAUACAGCAAUCCUUCCUUGAACAAGAAGGCACCUUGGGUGGUAUUUAGCUAAAUAAUUCCAGGCUUUCCCUCCUCCAUGCCCCUGCCACCCCCAAUUCUACUUUGAAGGGUUGGGCAAACCCUCAGGGCAGAUUUAGGGGGCAUGUGGGGGAUGGAGAGGGGAAGAACUUUUUUGCUGCACAAGGAUAAACAAUUGUGCUGAUGGAACACCCUCCCCUUAGCAAUGCUUUUAAUACAACCCCUUCUGUGCACAGAAAGGCACAUCUGGUCCAGCUUUUAGUACUGAAAAAGGAGUUUGAGUCAAUAAUUCUUACUUGAAAGCUUUUUCAGAUAUGAAAAUAAUACUGUUCAAUAUUGCAAAGUAUUCUAAUGCUUACCAAUACUGAACAACAGCUGACAUUCUUCAAAAGUAGAGGUCUGACCCAUGAGACUCAAGUCUGUGUUGUGCACACUGAAGGAAAAAAAAAGUAGAUGCCAUCUAACUCAGUAUUGUUCACAUUGAAUGGCAGUGGCUCUCCAGGGAAUGUCCCCUGCCUUGAAACCCUGAGCUAGUCUGACUUGGUACACGGCAGUCUCGUAUCUCACCGUUAUGUCAGCCCCUUUAUUCAGAAUCAUGAGGACUGGAAUCUGAAAUCGUGGAGAAACCCUUCUAGUCAGUUUGGUUAAAAUUGAGUUAGGUAGACCAUAAUUUUGACUGUAUAUAAUAAGGGAGCUUCCUAUGGUCCAUGAAAGGUGAUGAUCCAGAGAAUGCUGAUAUGAUUUACAUCUGAAGAUUUUUCAGCAGUUCUGUUCUGCUGUCAGGUUACUUUGUCAGGCCUUGACAGAUAAGCAGUUCAAAUGUGAGCUGAGUGGAAAGUCUCUCCAAAUCUUUCUGCAUCACAGAAACUGUUAAGAGGAUGCAAGAACUGCCCUCCUGGAUCAGGCUUGAAGAUCCACCAAGUCCAUCAUUUCCCCCCUGAGUGGUGGGCAGUCAAAUACUCAAGAGACUCUAAGAAACUGUGGAUGAUGGUGACGAUUAAUUCCCUCCCAUUUGCACAGACUGUGCUUUCCAUAGGCAUUUCUGUCUCUGAACAUGGAGAUUACAAUUAGCUUAUCUUCCACAAAUGCUGCAAGAAUAACAGAAAGGAUCUAGAAGGCUAAUCAUAUGAAGUUUAAUUGUGGAUAAAUUGUGUGGCAAGAUUUAAGUGAGGGACACACUGAUAUAUUCCCAAGGUUGAAAAGUGUCCUUGUGGGUUGUAAGAUGUUGCAAUGAGCCCAGCCAUUUAUUGUCUAGCUGCUGUAUUUUAGGUGUUGACUUUUAAACCAAAACAUGGUGGUUUUUUUGCAUGGCAACAAGAAGUCAUUUCCAAAAUUCAGGGAAUGUAGCAUAUACUGCCGUAGCAGCAAGUGAGCACAGAGGGCUAAUGAUCAUGAUGAAAGGUUAGAUGUGAAAGGUUACACCAUAUCAGAGGACAUCUGAGGAAACAGUAGGUGAACACAGUAAUUGGCAUGAGUUAGCUUUGUGACAAGAAGGAUGGGCAGGAGAGACCAGUUAAGUCUAACUAAUGUAUUGCUUUGUUUUUCAGGAACCUUACAUUACCACUCUUGAUUCUAAUUCCAGGUAUUGUAUGGCCUUCAUUUAACAAGCCAUUACUGUUUUUCUUUUAAAAAAUGGUAUUCACAGUGCUUUUUUCUAGGAAAAUAUGUGCUGGUACUCACCAUGAAAUUGUUACAGUAGGUGUCACACUUUUUAACAAAACAAAACAAAAAGAGGUGCCCUUGAGUUCCCUCUGGAAAAAAAAGCACCGGGUAUUCAGAUAGGUUGACAUCCAGUGACGUUCACUGCUUGUGAAAAAUAAAUUCACUCACUCAGUGGAAUUCUGGUUUCUCCCCCCCCCGCCCCCCGUUUUCCAUGCACCCGCAAAAUCUGCUUGGAGGUGGUGUCUCCCAACCCUCCUGACAAUCUUUUGAGGAGCAAGGGGGUGAGGAAAGAGAGGCCAUGUUAUGCAAGCGGAGGUUUGCUCGCUCCGUGUUGGCUUUCACCUUUACUAAGUAAUUUUGUUACAUUUUCAUGAUGCUAUUAUUAUUUUUAUUACCCUGCUUUUUUGGCUUAAGAUAAAAACAAGAAUAGCUAAAAACAUAGAAAAAAAUCAUUAGAAAACAUUAAUAUAUACAUUAAAAAUCUGAAGACAAUUGGAAAUGGGGUCAUAUUUGAAGUCUAAUGCUUGCAUGUGUGUAAUUGUUUAUUUAACAGGACUAGGCCACAUUGUGUUUAUUGAAAGAGCACCCUAACUCUGCAUCUGGCACAUAUUUAUUUGUUUAUAUAAAAUGUAUAGCUUGCCUUCUGGUGCCUGCCUCACUGCUUCAAGCCCACUGUCUCUAACAGACUCAUAGAAACUUUCCAGUGCUUGGGUCUUGGGAAUCUUAAGUUGCAUUUGGAAGGCCACAUAUUUUGAAAAUGUUUACAUUAUAUUUGCUUUUUCCACUCUUACUUUAGGAUUACAUUUCCUAACAAAUGUUUUUAAAAAACUUGUGUAAAGUUCAUUUUGGUCUCAGGCUUUUGUCCUAAAGUCGUCAAUCCAGCUAUAUAUUUGCUUGCAUUUCCACCAGUAGUUCAGAAAAAUAUUCCUUUGUCCAGGUCAUGAAUAUGAGGAAACCUGUGGCCUCCAGCUGCCAACAUCCUUGAUAAAUUGACCAUAUUGGCUGGUGCUGAUGGGAGUUAGGAAUCCAGCAACAACUGGAGGGCCACAAAUUCCUCAUCUCUAUCUUAGCUCAAUGUGACUAAAUCUUCAUUAUGGUUUGCCAAAAAUCAUAUACAACCUUUACUUAGUUGGCUUAACUAUAUAAUCCAUUGUAUUUCACUUCAAAGUGUUUAUGAUCUGCUGCUGUCAGAUCUAGGAUAAAGCCUUAACCAAAAGUUCAGUUUUUCUGAAGUCCAUCAUAUAAAAGCUAAUGGAUAUUUGUAUCAAAGUAACUUUAUUCUAUUCUAUUUUAUUUAUUUAUUGAGUUUUUUAAUACAAAAAGAAAGAGCAAAAAACACCGUACAUCCUACCCAAACGAAAACACACAAAAAUACGCUAUUAUUUACACAAACAUAAAUCCUUCCCACCUCCAAUCCCUUCCCACCACCACACCCCUCAACUUCCCUCCACCACACCACGGCCUCCUUAUUGUUUACGUUCAAUAUAAUCAUUGCACUCCUUUAGAUUUUGGAUUUUUAUCUCUUUAUAACAUUCCUAGAUAAUGUUGUUCUUUCCACUUUACUCCUUUAAUCUAAACAUAUCAACAUAUUCUUUAUGGAACAAUAUUUGACCAUGUAUUCUUUAAAGCAUUGCCAUUCUAGUCUUAAGUUUUUGGUUUGUCUGCAUUCUGAUAUAUCAGAAUGUAUCAAAGUAACUUUUUGUUUCUUCUAGCACAUGGUCCAACUGGGUGAUUCCAGCUAUAGCAGCAAUUAUUGUGGCCCUUAUGUACCGUUUCUACAUGAUGGAGUAAUCAGCAUAUUGAGAAGCUAUAAUGGAACAGACUGCUUUGGGAAAGAGAACCAAAAAAUGCAUCUGAAUCUUCACAUCAAGACAGUAUCUGAGAACAACUUUCAAAUUCCAUCCUACUCUUUCCCAGAAAGCCAAAAUAGGUUGCUUCAGCAAUGCACUUUUUAACUCUGCCUUUUACGUAACUGUUUUUAAGUGCUAAAAAUUCAGAGGUCUCUUUUAUAUCAUAAUGUUCAUCAAUUAACUAUCUGAUAUUAUCACAACGUUUCUUAAGAAUAAGACCACUGAUUUUAUCUAUGUUAUCAGUAUGAUACAAGGACACUAAUGUUUAAGGCUUGUCUGGGUUUUCUAUGAGUUGUUUGGACUUCUUUUGCUAAAAAAUUAGCAGAGGUUGUGUCUAUGCAAAUUCCUUCCAUUUUUUUUUGCCUUCAUUUAGAAUUUUCUAAUGCAAGGACCCGCUUUCCAUCAGUUUCAUAGGUAUAAUUUUUAUAUUUUCUCCCCCCCCCAAAAAGUCAUAGUAAGCUUUUGGUAUGGAAAUGAGACUUAAGGCAUAUGUAUAUUUUUUCAAUUUAAAACACCGUAUUUUUCCGUGUAUAAGACAAGUUGUUUUUAUUUUUUAAAAAAAGCUUAAAUAUGGGGGUCGUCUAAUAGACAGAUAAUUCAGAUGUUGGAUGUGCAAUUGUUGACUGCAGCAAGGUCUGCUUGCAAUUGGCUGCUGCGGCAAUUGGGUAUGCAACUGGGGGACAGACGAUUGUUGGCUUUGUUGAUGCGUGCAAUUGGCAGUGGUGGACAGGCGGGUCAGGUCCAAAAAAAACUCAACAACUCUGGGCAAUCUCCCAUUUCCUCUGUUUGGAGUCCCCAAAAAUAGGGGUCGUCUUAUACAUGGGGGCGUGUUAUACGCGGAAAAAUUAUGGUAUUUCCAUGGCUCUAAAGAUUCCACUAGGUAGCAUGGCCAGUUCCAGCCCCACAAUCAGCAGGCCUUCAAACUUGAUUCAAAAUGUUAACAGAACAAUUCAGACCAGUUCUCUUCUCCACCCUGCCCCCCCAAAAAAACUGUGAAAGUGUCUUCUGCUUGCAGAGUGGGAUCUCUGGAUCAAAGCUCCUGUCCUAUGAUGACUUGGUGAUAAAAUAUAUUGGGCUGUGUUAAAUGCUGCUGAUCGGCAACAGAUUUCCACUCACACAAUGGAACUUUCCCCUGAACUGUCCCUUGCAGCCCCCUGUGCACCCUCAAAAUUUGCUCCAUGGGGUUGGCGGACCCUGCAGAGCAAAUUUUAAGGAUUCACAAAAGGGAAAUCCUGUUGUAGGAGUAAAACUCCACGUGCAGCAUUGGAGGCAACCCAUUGCCUGGCCUACCUGAAAUUUUGUAAAAGGAGCAAGAGGGGGGAAAAAUAUCCAGGAAGGAAUUCCACAUAGCUUGUCUGAAGUAAUUAUCCACUCUCUCCUCCCCCCACCUCUCGCUAUUUCGGAGGGGCAAUGCAAAUUGGGGUGGGGAGCCCCGUUGUGCUUGCGGAAGUCCUUGCAUGGGUUUCCACUGGUUAGAUUAGUUAGUUGAAUGUGGGCCCUGUCUUUGAUUUUCCACUGCCUGUGUAAAUUUCUUAAGUCUAAAUGAAAUAGUAGAGCUAUUUUAAUCAGAAUCCACAUAAUUGUGCAACUCUUAAUCAUCUUGCUUAAUUAUCCUUAAUUAACUUGAUACCUGUCUCUGAUUUCUGUGUGAUUUCCAUGUCCUGCGGAAUAUAAGUAAAAACAUAUGUGACUUGCCUGUGCCUGUUUAUUUUGAUGAAAUAAGGGUAGUUUGCAUCAUGUGCCCAUUUUUGUUUCUCUUACCUGCGUGUAUGUCACUUGUUAACAACAUUUGCAUUGGUCACAUGGAAGAUACUCCGGAAUAAAUUAAAAUGUUUACUUUUUUGUUGUUGUUGUCCUUUAUCACCAAGUUGUACCAUCAUCCAGCCUCAAGCUCAGUUGAUAGUAAUGUAGUAGUUGAAUGGGUCAUAAAGAAAUAUGAACUGUAGCUAAAGCAACUGCUUUAUGACUCCAAAAUAAUAUUGAAUUGGCCUAACAAUGCAUAUCUAGAUCUGUACUAACAAAUGUUUUGUGGAAGUGCUUUCUCUACCAAAAUAUAGAAAAUUUCUAUUUAAUAGCGAUCACAGGGGAUUAAUAUUUCUAAGCCGAUCUUAUAGUAGGAACACCAUUCAUAGCCUUGCCGAGUGAAGGCCUUUCUGAGCAUACUCACAGGCAUCUGAACUCUCCCCUUGUGCAAACUAGUGCUUCCACUUUUAAUUUCAACCAUUUCAAGAAAUUAUCCCUGGUAAUAAAUGCUAUUACCGCUUGGCUGGUAUUCAACUCUCAUUUAAAUUAUGGAAUAGGUCUCUUCAUUUCAAUGGGUCUACUCUGAGUAAAGCUUAGUUGAAUACCACCUCGUAUGUUUACAGUCUUUCAUAUUAAUAAUCCAGAAUCUUCCAGCCUACUGUUAUCAUUACAAUUGCUGAUAAUGUUAUGGGAAACAGCCCUUCGUCUGAGAACAUUUUUAAUAUAAAAGCUCAGAGAAUUGUGGGAACACGUAGUUCUUCACUACUGUCAAUGACACACUCAUGUUUCUCCUGUCCCCUUGUGUAAUAACAUACUUUGGCCUUUUAUGUGUACUUGGUGUGCACCCAACCCACUUGCAUUCAUUAAAAGCAUUUCCACCCACUUCUUAUUGCAAAGCUUUAGUAUUGGAUUAUGUCUUUGAAUGCAAUAACCAGUCAAACCUGUUUUCAAUCUCUCUGGUUCCAACAACUUUAUAGUAACAGAGCCAGCGUUUUCUCCUUGUGCUGCAUUAUUUUCCACAGCUGAGAACAGAAAACACAGAACAGGUUUUUUGGAGCAAAUGUACACUUUCAGAAGACAUCUGAAGGCAGCCCUGUACUGGGAAGUUUUUAAUGUUUGAUGUUUUAUUAUAUUUUUAUAUGUAUGGAAGGCACCCAGAGUGGCUGGGGCAACCCAGUCAGAGGGGUGGGGUAUGAUGAUGAUGAUGAUGAUGAUGAUGAUGAUUAUACACUGUAUUUGCAUUGACAGCAAGACCAAACACCUUGAUUUCAGCUGUGUUCACACAUUUAUACUUUGUCUGGUGCAUUCCCACUGGUUAGGGAAGCAGUGUACACACAAUGUUACUCAUAAUCCCUAUCUAUCCUAUAUCUAUUAUUUCUUAUGAAAUACUGUGUUUUCUGCAAAUCACCUUUGAUCAAAACUGAAGGGGAAAAAAAUCUAGCUACUUUUAAAACCAGUAAUGUUUCUGCAUAGUAUUUCUAGGAAGUAACAAUGAGCUAUCCUAUAUUCCUUGAAUACUUCUCAAAUAAAUAGGUUUAUUUUAAAGC
Molecule: messenger RNA, 19849 nt
Organism: Podarcis lilfordi (Lilford's wall lizard)
Lineage: Eukaryota; Metazoa; Chordata; Lepidosauria; Squamata; Lacertidae
Source: the annotation of a GenBank genome assembly